GACUGGAUCUCCCAGAAAGGAUCAUGUAUCCAGAAGUUCCCAUCGCACUGAGAAUGUCAGGCCAUCUUCUGCUGGGCAUGGUUCGGCUAUAUUCAAAGAAAGUUGAUUAUCUGUAUGAAGACUACAACUUUUUCCGGAUAACCAUAAAAAAAGCAGUUGCUUCUGUAAAAUUUAAUCUGCAGGAAGAUGCAACUCAUGCACCUUUUCACUCCAUCAUUUUGCCCGACACAUUCGAUCUUGAUGCCUUUAAUUUGGAUGAAGACUUCUACAAUGAGGGGUUUGAGGACAACCAUCAUAGGAGCCAGGAGGACAUAACACUUACAGAUCAAAUUCCAUAUGGAAGGGAGCCAUAUAAUACCUUUACUUUGGAUAAGGAAUGGGAUUCAUUACCUUCGAAAGAUGCCUCUGAUGUAGGGCCCAUGCCAAUGGUGGAAGACGUUCGUCCUUCACCUCCAAUAGACUCAGGCAAUGGUUAUCAAGUGGUCCGACUAACCAAACAGGAGCCAGUGAAGGCGUUCAUGACGAUAGUUCUCCAGUGGAAACUAGGCGAGAUGCUGUCCAUUGUUCCCAUAACAAUCUCCUCAGCUGGCUAGAUAAGGGGAACGAUAGAAUCAAACCAAAUGGAACUCUGGAGCGGGCCGAGCGGCAACUUGUUAAUGACAAGGAAAUCCCUACUUCUGUUGCAGAAGAAAUAGUUCUCCAGUGGAAACUAGGCGAGAUGCUGUCCAUGGUUCCCAUAACAAUCUCCUCAGCUGGCUAGAUCAGGGGAACGAUAGAAUCAAACCAGAUGGAACGCUGGAGCGGGCCGAGCGGCAACUUGUUAAUGACAAGGAAAUCCCUACUUCUGUUGCAGAAGAAAUAGUUCUCCAGUCGAAACUAGGCGAGAUGCUGUCCAUGGUUCCCAUAACAAUCUCCUCAGCUGGCUAGAUAAGGGGAACGAUAGAAUCAAACCAGAUGGAACUCUGGAGCGGGCCAAGCGGCGACUUGUUAAUGACAAGGAAAUCCCUACUUCUGUUGCAGAAGAAAUAGUUCUCCAGUGGAAACUAGGCGAGAUGCUGUCCAUGGUUCCCAUAACAAUCUCCUCAGCUGGCUAGAUCAGGGGAACGAUAGAAUCAAACCAGAUGGAACGCUGGAGCGGGCCGAGCGGCAACUUGUUAAUGACAAGGAUAUCCCUACUUCUGUUGCAGAAGAAAUAUUAUUCCCUGGCAGGCAGUCUAUCCCAUCUCAGCAUCGUGGAGAGCCACUUAAUUCUGCUGCAUCAAGCCAGGCUCCUGACAAUUUUGAUUCACACAUUGCAUUUGAGCAUGCCUCCCCACCUCAACUGGUAAUUCGUCCAACGCCACCUGCUGAACAGCGACCUGUUGAACAACAAAGAGGAAGGAACAGAAGGAGAAGGCAGCUAUUCGAUGAGUCCCGCACAUUGUUAACUAAUAAGAUUAUGAAGGCAUGGCUUAAAGACUGUGAUGACCUACGGUGUAAAAAGAAACAUUGCCCUUCUGCUUUGGAUGUUUGGAAGUUGAAUAACAGGUUGAGAAAAGGAAAUAUUUUUCUCGAGCCACUAAUGCCUGAAAUUGCCUCAUAAAUCAACUCCAUGUGCAAUAUGUUCCAACACCAAAAAGUAAAGUAGCAUGUGUGGAUGAGACCAAAACUGAGCCCUUUGAGUAGCACUUCCAAAAGCGGGGGAGAAACACCAGGGGAUUAGGAACAACAGCACCGUCUGAGCUCCAAGAGCGAGAGUGAUGCCCUGAUAAUAGAGGCAUCAAUUGAGCCAAAUGGAGUAGCCCAGGAUUGAGGCCACAACAUGAAUGUAGCAGAAGCAUGAACAUAUAGCAGAUUCAGCAGUGUCAUUGGCCAAACAUCAACAUAGAGCCGCCGCAAAGAGCAUGCUAGUAGUGUAUCACAACAAUCGAAAACCACAACAACAACACAUGUAAAAUAGAGCAGCAGCAGGCUAGCAGCAGCAACAACAUCACGUGACUUAUAAAGACAUCAGGAGAUAUGAAAUCUUUGGCCUCAGAAUAGAUGGCAAAUAUCCCCCAAAGCACCAACAAGAAGAUAAUUGUAUUUUACAGGGUUGGAGCCAUUUUAUGGGGUCUAAGAUAAUUGCAUUUUGCAAAGAUAGGUUUUUUCAUGUAUGCUACUAUUAAUUUCUGUUUGGGUCAAUUCAACCAGGAUUUUGCCC
Rhododendron vialii is the source of this 2182-nucleotide messenger RNA. RefSeq names its product sister chromatid cohesion 1 protein 3-like. Gene Ontology annotation, biological process: replication-born double-strand break repair via sister chromatid exchange; mitotic sister chromatid cohesion; synaptonemal complex assembly. The record is from RefSeq and is a predicted model, not a curated record. The transcript is spliced from 8 exons. NCBI's taxonomy places the organism in Eukaryota, Viridiplantae, Streptophyta, Magnoliopsida, Ericales, Ericaceae. The coding region runs from base 24 to 593 and encodes 189 amino acids. Gene Ontology annotation, molecular function: protein binding; chromatin binding. Gene Ontology annotation, cellular component: synaptonemal complex; cohesin complex.